Hippocampus comes (tiger tail seahorse) is the source of this 3019-nucleotide messenger RNA. It is a transcript of the gene slc52a3-1, whose product is annotated as solute carrier family 52 member 3-1. The transcript has 3 exons. NCBI's taxonomy places the organism in Eukaryota, Metazoa, Chordata, Actinopteri, Syngnathiformes, Syngnathidae. Bases 952 to 2289 code for a protein of 445 amino acids. Gene Ontology annotation, biological process: riboflavin transport. Gene Ontology annotation, cellular component: plasma membrane. Gene Ontology annotation, molecular function: riboflavin transmembrane transporter activity. The record is from RefSeq and is a predicted model, not a curated record.
CAAUAGGCUCGAAAACGCAUGUCCAGCCGAAAAAGAUUCCAUCCACAAAGUCUCGAAUCUUCCUUAUGCUUCCAUGUAAAUAUGUUUGAGCCACGCAAACGUAUCCGCUUCAAGUCGCCGGUAGCCGGAUUAUAUCUUGUGUCCUCAGUCCACAUGCUGCCGAGUGUCAAGUGGGACUUUUUACCUCCGCCGCCACGCUUGCAUUUUUCUCAGCAUGAUGUGCGCACACUCAUGGUGGACAACACGGUGCUCUAAAGUGGCCACACCGUUGUAAACUCUCGCGCUGAAGCCAACAAAGAUCUUCUCAUCUCCGAAUUCACUGAACGGGCUUUUUCAAGGUUCAAACGCACGUUGUCCACCUGAGAGGAAAAGUCAACAACCAUUUGAAAAGUAUCUUCUCAAAAAGAUGACGUCGUUUAUCAGGCCUCGAGACGAAUAAGGACGCACCCAAAAUGUCUGACUUGACCUAAUUAUGAGAGAGGCGACCUCUGUUAUGCAGCGCUCACAGCUGGACUGGACUCUGACCCACCCGGGAACCACGUGAUCCCAAGUAAACCACUUACUCACUCUCUCACGUCUUUGCGGGAUGACACCACGCCGUCUCCGAGGCCUGCAGGGACGGCAGAGGCAACGUGUGAAUAUUUUGGGGACAUGAGCGCAGCUUACCUGCUUUAGUCAGCGUGCGUUUCUGCGAGCGGCUCCAUCAUCGUGGCAUCGGCGCGACGGGCGUACGAGCCGACGUUCUUGAACCCUCGGCGGGCCGAGCGGACGUCUCGAUUGUCUUGGAUUUUUUUUUUUCUGUCGACGGUCCGGACUUUCUAUCGGGCUUCUGCGUCAUGACCGCCGUCCGCUGAAAUUGACGUCAAACGGCCUCACCGAGGCGGAAUAUCGUGCGUUUGGUUUCCGCCCUCCGGGCGUGACGGGCGGCCAGGCGGUUCUCGUCAGGCCAGGAUGGCGCUGCGGGUCCACCUGCUGGCCUGCGCCUUCGGCCUGGGCUCCUGGGUGGCCGUCAACGGCCUGUGGGUGGAGCUGCCGCUGAUCGUCAACGCCCUCCCCGAAGGCUGGGAGCUGCCCUCCUACCUGACCGUCCUCAUCCAGAUGGCCAACCUGGGGCCUUUGCUCAUCACGCUCAUGCACAAAGCCAGGCCGGGGCGCCUGAACGAGCGCGCCGUCAUCCUCGCCCUCCUCUCCGUCGGCGUCCUGUCCUGCGUUCUGCUCACGUUCUUCUGGGACCGCACCAGCGUGGUGGCCGGCGCGCCGCGCAGCACCGCCUUCUUCGUCAUCACCUUCUUCCUCUCGCUGGUGGACUGCACCUCCUCCGUCACCUUCCUGCCUUUCAUGAUGGCGCUCCCGGCCACGUACGUCACCACCUACUACAUCGGCGAGGGGCUGAGCGGCUUCGUUCCCGGGGUGGUCGCUCUGGCCCAAGGCGUGGGCAUGGCCAAGUGCGUCAAUGCGACGCAGGGGACGGGAGGAAACCACACAAGUGGACACGAUGGCUUCCUCCAGACCGAAUAUCUCCCCCCCAACUUCUCCACGGAGGUGUUCUUCUUCUUCCUGACGGCCAUGAUGUGCGUGAGUCUGGCCGCUUUCGUCGCACUCAGCAGGCUUCGUUUGCCCCCCGCUGAGAACCCGGCGGGGGGCUCGGGGGCCUCGGUCGGCCCCGGCCUGGACAACCCCGCGGCGGAGAUUGACGGACGCGAUUUGAAACGGCGGGACGAGGAGGGCGGCCGCGCGAGGCGUCCGCCCGCGGAGCCCAAUGACUCCCGAUACCGGCUGACCUUCAUCUACUUCCUGGUGGUGUGGGUCAACGGCGCCACCAACGGCGUGCUCCCCUCCGUGCAGACGUACUCCUGCAUGCCCUACGGCAACCUGGCCUAUCACCUCUCGGCUGCUCUGGCUUCAGUGGCCAAUCCGCUCGCUUGCACCGUUGCCAUGUUCUUCCAAAACAGGUCUCUUCUGUUUCUGGGUGCGCUGGCGCUGUUGGGGACGGCCUUUGGCAGCUAUAACAUGGCCAUGGCUGCCAUGAGUCCCUGUCCUCUACUUCAGGGCUCCGUGGCGGGAGAAGUCGUCAUUGUCGUCUCGUGGCUCCUCUUCACUGGAACUCUGUCUUACGUCAAAGUGAUGGUAGGAGUCAUCCUGCGCGACCGAAGUCACAGCGCCCUCGUUUGGUGUGGCGCAGCAGCACAAGCCGGCUCGCUGGUGGGCUCUGUCGUCAUGUUUCCGCUGGUCAACGUCCUGACGCUCUUCAAGGCGGGGGACUUCUGCAACACCAAAUGUCCGCUAUGACUGCUCCCAUGUUGAGUUCAAGACUUGUUUGUGUCAAGUACGGCGAAAUAAAUAAAGGACGGAGUACCGCUGCGUUGAUGGCCUUCCGGACCACUUGCAGGUCUCCCUUGGUCGCGCGGUGCAUCAUGGGUAAGGGACUCUCUUUGGCGACUAACUUUUCCUUUCGAGAACUAUUGCGAAGGAGCGGACAAAACUGUGAUUUUGGACCAUUUCAACCGCCGGAUUUAUUAUUAUUUUAAUCUAUGUGGUUUGAUUCUCUCUCUAUUUCACGGACCGCCCUCUGCUGGGUCACGACAGUCAAGAUUGAUUAUUAUUAUUCUUAUUUUAAUUGACAUGCUGCAUGUGUGCGGGGAGGUGGGGGGGCGUGUGUUCAACGCCGGGACAUCAGGACGAUACACGUAGGGCAUUUGUGGUUAUUUGCUCAGCCCAACACUCCCAUCAAAAUACAAACAGGCUGAAUAAAUGUGUUGUUUUGUUCACAUGAAGUGAUCCGAGUCAGAAAAUCAAUCGCCGAUGUGACACGCUACAACGAUAGUGAAACGUGGAAACGUUUCUCUCUUAAAAAGUGACAGUGGCGAGAAAAAAAGAUAUACAGGUACAUGUAUACUAUAUUUCUGUCGUGUCCCUCGUUAGUUUCGCUCUGUGGUGGCUUGCAUACCGUACUUAGCUUCUGUGUGUUUCCUCUGGAUUUCAAGAUACAAAGUAAACGUUGAUGUGAAUAAAUGUGUUC